CCGGGGAAACGACAACUUGUCAUUGCAAUGCCAGUCAAACUGCGUGUACAUACAGCACAUGAGUUCAGCAUAGCUCCGAUCAGACGCUCUCAAUCAUCAGCAUGAUAGCCAUUGCUGGUCAAAUCCACUCAAGAAUCGACUCUUGCACAUGAGUCGUUGAGCAUUCCCGGGGCUUUGAAGAUGUGGAGAGAUCGUACCAAUCUAUACAUUUCAUACCGACACUCUUACGCACAUCAUCCUGCCAAAAGACCCAGGUAUCCAGCUGCUUCCAAUGGCUUCGCCGAUCAGGGUUCCGAGGAGACAAGAGGUCUUAUGUCCGCUGGGGCAUACGACAAUGAUGGCGACGCUGUUAUAGAGAUGGAUCUGCUUCCACCUCGCUGGAUCGAUGUGCAAGAUGAGAUCAACGAUAUUCUCAAGGACAUAACGCUCAAAGCGUCUAAGCUGGAAAAGCUCCAUUCUAAACACGUUCUACCGGGGUUUGACGACGAGUCUGUCAAGGCGCAGGAGGAACGAGAGAUCGAGCGCUUGACCACGGAGAUCACGAGAGGCUUUCAGCAAUGUCAAAAGGCUAUUAAGCGAAUCGAAGGUAUGGUCACAGAGGCGAAGCAGACAGGCAAUCUUCAGAAGGGAGACGAGGUCAUGGCACAAAACAUCCAAACUGCUCUCGCAUCGAGAGUUCAAGAAGUCAGUGCCACGUUUCGGAAGAAGCAAAGCACCUAUUUGAACAAACUCCGUGCACUAGGAGGCUUUGAAUCACCGAUAGGACGAUCUUCCACUCCUGUGCAGAACCCAUAUGCCGAUCCAGCGUUAAUGGAGUCCGAGGUGGACAAAAGGAUCAGUCAGUCGACACUACAACAAACCGCACAGAAGCGCUUGAGAAACAAUGACGCUGCCAUUGCUCAGAGGGAACACGAGAUCAACGACAUUGCUAAAGGUAUCAUCGAAUUGGCCGACAUUUUCCGUGAUUUGCAAGCAAUGGUUAUCGAUCAAGGCACUAUGCUGGACCGGAUUGACUACAAUGUUGAGCGCAUGGCAGUCGAUGUAAAGGGCGCCGAGAAAGAGCUCAUUGUAGCCACGAAUUAUCAACGCCGCAACACGAAACGAAAAAUCCUUCUGCUUCUUUUCUUGCUGGUCGUUGGCAUGUUUAUCCUACUGCUAUUCAAACCCAAGAAGCGAUCAUCGGUAACACCACCUGCUCCUCCUGCUCAGCCAGCAAAUCCACCCUAGACUAGCGGGCUAAACGACUUUCUUUGACACCGACCAUCCCCUCCUUCCACAGACCUAAGCGCUGUCACCCUCGACGGCCAAGAUCACCCCAGAGACAGACGAUAUACCAAAGCUUUUUACACCAGUCAGCUCGGGAAGGGAGCAUUCGACGGCUUCACAUUGGCUUCAUCGAUCGGCAUACCUUGCAUCAAGUACCCGAGGAUGGUGCUGACAAAGGGCAUACUAGAGGGACUUCAUCCAUUGCGGAUCUGCGCGAGCUCGGGCGCUCCACCAGCCGCGUCCAGAUGUAUCCGCAGCCCAUUGAAACCUCAACUACUCUAGAGUGCCGACUUGGAAGGCCAUCGCUGUACACACAGCUGAAUGUCUUUUUCUGACUAGAAGUCCCUCUUCACGGCGUCUCUCCCGCCCAGGUCCCAGCUGGGUUAUCGGAUAUUGAACUGGGACACAUCUCCCUUCCACAUCGAUUCAAGCUUACGACAACAGGGUCGGGAUCAAAAGAAAGGUCAAGUGAAAAAGGAUCAGAAACUCUGUUGCUCUUUCCGCCAAAGGCUGAGCAGUAGGGACUUUUGGACUUCCUACUAAGGAAUACUAGCGAGAGCUGAGGUCGCACAGUUCUUUGGCCCGACCGAUGUUGUACAUCGCAUACUCAGGGCUUCAGGAUCAAUGACAAGCAAGGACGAGAGUGAGGACUUGCAUUUAGAGCGGAAUUUCUCGAUAGAAUUAUCCAGUCUCUGUACUUUUAAUGCCUAU
Exophiala xenobiotica is the source of this 1977-nucleotide messenger RNA. RefSeq lists its product as uncharacterized. NCBI's taxonomy places the organism in Eukaryota, Fungi, Ascomycota, Eurotiomycetes, Chaetothyriales, Herpotrichiellaceae. The transcript is spliced from 2 exons. The record is from RefSeq and is a predicted model, not a curated record. Bases 181 to 1227 code for a protein of 348 amino acids. Gene Ontology annotation, molecular function: SNAP receptor activity; SNARE binding. Gene Ontology annotation, biological process: intracellular protein transport; vesicle-mediated transport; vesicle fusion. Gene Ontology annotation, cellular component: SNARE complex; membrane; endomembrane system.